CCUCCACCUGCUGAAGUCAAACUUCAAGUAAAUAUCGAUGGACUGCCAUUGUACAAGAGCUCCUCGACGAGUUUCUGGCCGAUUUUGGGAAUGGUCAUGGGCUGUAGCAUGAAGGAGCCAUUUCUCAUCAGCGUGUACUGUGGCACAGGAAAGCCGCCAGAUUUGCAGGCGUUUUUGGGACCCUUCAUCGAGGAAGUUCAGGAUCUUACUAGAAGUGGAUUGCAUUAUAAAGGACGACACAUCAGUGUAAAGUUGAGUGCUAUCAUAUGUGAUGCUGUUGCACGUAGCUACCUAAAAUGCAUAAAAAGUCAUAAUGGCUAUUAUGGCUGUGAACGAUGCACACAGAAGGGAGUUCACUGUGAAAACAGACUGCUCUUUCUGGACUUGGACUCUGCCCUUCACACGGACGCAAGUUUCCGUGAACAGCUUUGUUCACUCCACCACACCGGUGUGUCACCUUUUCUUGAGCUGGAUAUCGACAUGAUUGCAGUCUUUCCACUGGACUAUAUGCAUCUGCUGUGCUUGGGGGUGAUGAAAAGACUUAUGCAUAUUUGGACAGGAAGAAAAUACGGUAGAGCAAAGCUGACUACUGAACAGCAGUGCAUUCUAAGUGAGAGGCUAAAUUCCUACCGCAAGGAUUUUCCUGCUUCGUUUCAAAGGAAGCCGAGAGGCAUCGAAGAGCUUGACAGGUGGAAAGCCACAGAGUUUCGCACCUUUUUGUUGUACACGGGACCAGUGGCUUUAAAGCAGUUGUUGCCUGACAAGCUUUACCACCAUUUUCUUCUCAUCCAUGUAGCAGCAAGGAUACUAGCUGCACCUAAUUUACACAGGGUGCACAACGAGUAUGCGGACAAGCUGUUACGAUACUUUGUUCAAGAAAUGGGUGUACUUUAUGGCACAACGCACCUUGUCUACAACGUUCAUUCCCUCAUUCAUCUAGCAAGAGACUGUCUAAAUCAUGGCCCCCUUGAUUCCUUCAGCGCUUUUUGCUUUGAAUCGUUCUUAGGGAAGCUAAAAGGAAAGCUGCGAACAACAAGCUGUCCCUUGUCACAGCUGAGCCGACGAGUUUCAGAGGUGAAGCACACAACAGAAUAUGCUACUAGAACUAAAGUGGAAACUGUCAAACAAGGUUUUUCGUACAUCCUGGAAGGCAACACUGUUGUGCGUGUCAGUGAGGUACUAGCAUCACAGGUUCGUGUUACUGUAUUCUCAAACAAGAGAGACUUUUUCACCUACCCCAUGAAAUCAUCUACUAUGAACAUCUUUCGUGUUGAGAACCGAAGCACUAGCUGUGUACGGACCAUGCAGCUGAGUGCCCUCAUGAAGGGAAAGCCGUGUGUGCUUCUCAGUUACAAGUGUGAGCACGUUGCUCUACCCUUGCUGCACUAA
This is a messenger RNA of Ornithodoros turicata, 1389 nucleotides long. RefSeq lists its product as uncharacterized. NCBI's taxonomy places the organism in Eukaryota, Metazoa, Arthropoda, Arachnida, Ixodida, Argasidae. The coding region runs from base 91 to 1389 and encodes 432 amino acids. The transcript has a single exon. The record is from RefSeq and is a predicted model, not a curated record.